Rhinopithecus roxellana (golden snub-nosed monkey) is the source of this 4534-nucleotide messenger RNA. It is a transcript of the gene ZNF331, whose product is annotated as zinc finger protein 331. Bases 600 to 2321 code for a protein of 573 amino acids. Lineage: Eukaryota; Metazoa; Chordata; Mammalia; Primates; Cercopithecidae. The record is from RefSeq and is a predicted model, not a curated record. Gene Ontology annotation, biological process: negative regulation of transcription by RNA polymerase II. Gene Ontology annotation, molecular function: DNA-binding transcription repressor activity, RNA polymerase II-specific; RNA polymerase II cis-regulatory region sequence-specific DNA binding. The transcript has 5 exons.
UGAAAUUUGCAUAACAUCAGUGGAUGAUGUGAAUGUCCUAGCAGUGAUGUUAUACUGUAUACUGCAAUCACCAAAUGGGGUAACCAGGUGAAAGUUACAUAGGCUUUCUCAGUAUUAUGUGAACAACUACCUAAGACUCUACACUUGUAUCAAUUUCAAAGAAAAACUUCCACACACAAGAUAAUCUCCAAACAUAUGGGGCAUACAUGUGUGUACUACUCUAGCUGUUUCCUUGGGAUAAAUUCUAAAAAGUGGGAUUUUGAGUCAAAAUGAAACUGUGGUUAAGUACCUGCAACAUCCUGUAGACCCUGUGGCAUUAGUACUUGGAAUGAGAGCGUGACUAACCGGGCAUAACUGCUGCCUGCACAUUGUUUACAAUCCAGCAAACAAGGGACAUCGAAAAGCAGCUCGGGCAGCCUGUGCUCGCUGGUGGCCUGCAGAGAAUUCCAGGUGACGCUCCAGAGGGGCCUAGGAGAGGAUACCCUUCUGAGGACAGCCAUGGCUCGCCCGGCAUCACCCCGCUCAGAGGCUAGACGGGGUCCCAGCUGGGGUGACACAGCCCCUCUCCCAGUCGGGAAGGGGAGUCUGCAGGGAACAAGAUGGACUCAGUGUGGGGCUGCCUGCCUGGAACGCGCCCUGAGGCCCCUGCCUGGGACCGUCCCGGACUACGUUUCCCAGAGGCCCCCAGGAACGUAAGGCGCUGCAUGCUGGGACACGGGGCUUGGGGCUCUGGUUUCCCCAGAGAUGGUCCGGCGUCCUCCUCAAGCCUCUCAUCCCUUCCGGAAGCUCCUGCCGGCAUCCUUCAGGAAAAGCAUUCCCGAGGAGGAGGACGAAUCGUUAAACAUCUUAAAGGGUCAGCUCUAGCCUCCGAGUUUGUCUUCUUCAGUGGAAACCCCAAGAGGACUGAUCAGUUCUUCAGUUCUAAAACCAUGGCCCAGGGUUUGGUGACAUUCGCCGAUGUAGCCAUAGACUUUUCUCAGGAGGAGUGGGCCUGCCUGAACUCUGCUCAGAGGGACCUGUACUGGGAUGUGAUGCUGGAGAACUACAGUAACUUGGUCUCACUGGAUUUGGAGUCAGCAUAUGAGAAUAAGGGUUUACCUUCAGAAAAGAACAUUCAUGAAAUAAGGGCUUCCAAAAGGAAUUCAGAUAGAAGAAGUAAAUCCCUUGGCCGUAACUGGAUAUGUGAAGGUACGCUUGAAAGACCGCAGCGCUCGAGAGGGAGGUAUGUCAAUCAAAUGAUCAUCAAUUAUGUAAAAAGGCCUGCUACUAGAGAAGGUACCCCUCCUAGACCACAUCAGAGACAUCAUAAGGAGAAUUCCUUUGAAUGUAAGGAGUGUGGGAAGGCCUUUAGUCGUGGCUAUCAACUUAGUCAACAUCAGAAAAUCCAUACUGGCGAGAAACCUUACGAAUGUAAAGAAUGUAAGAAGGCCUUCCGUUGGGGCAAUCAGCUUACUCAACAUCAAAAAAUUCAUACGGGGGAGAAGCCGUACGAGUGUAAAGACUGUGGGAAGGCUUUUCGAUGGGGCUCAAGCCUCGUUAUUCAUAAGAGAAUUCAUACUGGUGAAAAACCCUAUGAAUGUAAAGACUGUGGAAAGGCCUUUCGACGUGGUGAUGAGCUCACCCAGCACCAGAGAUUCCACACUGGGGAGAAGGACUACGAAUGCAAAGACUGUGGGAAGACCUUCAGCCGUGUGUAUAAACUGAUUCAGCACAAGAGAAUUCAUAGUGGGGAGAAGCCUUACGAGUGUAAAGACUGUGGGAAGGCCUUUAUUUGUGGUUCAAGCCUCAUUCAGCAUAAGAGAAUUCACACAGGUGAGAAACCCUAUGAAUGUCAAGAGUGCGGGAAGGCCUUCACUCGAGUCAAUUACCUCACUCAGCAUCAGAAGAUCCACACCGGUGAGAAGCCCCACGAAUGUAAGGAAUGCGGGAAGGCCUUUCGCUGGGGUUCGAGCCUCGUUAAGCACGAGAGGAUACACACGGGCGAGAAGCCGUACAAAUGCACAGAGUGUGGGAAGGCCUUCAACUGUGGCUACCACCUCACUCAGCACGAGAGAAUCCACACAGGCGAGACCCCGUACAAAUGUAAGGAGUGUGGGAAGGCUUUCAUUUAUGGGUCCAGCCUUGUGAAACACGAGAGAAUUCAUACCGGGGUGAAACCCUAUGGGUGUACAGAAUGUGGGAAGAGCUUUAGUCACGGCCAUCAGCUUACACAACAUCAGAAAACACACAGCGGGGCGAAAUCCUACGAAUGUAAGGAAUGCGGGAAGGCAUGUACCCACCCGAACCAUCUCCGAGAACAUCAGAGGAUCCACAACAGUUGAAGAGCCUCUUGAACACCGUAGCCCGCUCGUAUCUGUGGUUUCGCUUUCCACAGUUGGUUAUCUGCAGUCUACUGCAGUUCAAAAAUAUUGAGUGGAAAAUUCCAGAAAUAACAAAUGCGUAAGUCUCAAAUGGUGGCCCUUCCGAGUAGCGUGAUGAAAUCUCUCUGUCCGGCUCCAAACGGCCAGGGCUGUGAAUCGUCGCUUGGUCCAGCACAGUCACGCUGUCUACGCUACCCACCCUGCUCGUCACUUAGUAGCCGUCUUGGUGAUCUGACUGUCAUAGCAUCACAGUGCUUGAGCUCAAGCAGUCCCUACUUUGCUUAACAGUGGCCCCAGAGAGCAAGAUUAGUGAUGCCAGUGAUUCGGAUAUGCCAAAGAGAAGCCACAAAGUGCUUCCUUUUAAGUGAAAUGGUGAAAGUUCUCAAUAAGGAAAAAGAAAAAAAUCAUAUACUGAGGUUGCUAAGAUCUACAUGACAAUAAGGUAUUUUGGGAGAGAGAGAUACCUACGUUCAUGUAAUUUUAUUACAGUAUAUUGUUACAAUUGUUCUAUUUUGUUAGUUCUUGUUGGUAAUCUCUUACUGUGCCUAAUUUAUAAAGCAAACUUUAGAUACGUAUGUACAGGAAAAAAUGUAGUAUACAGUAUCGUAUAUAUGUACAGGAAAAAAACAGAGUACUAUCUGUGGUUUCAGGUAUCCACUGGGGGUCUUGGAACGUAUUCCCCUCAGGUGAGAGGGGACUGCUGUACAAAGAAUGUAGGAAGCCCUCUAGACUACAUCCAUUCCUUCCUCAACACGAGGAAAAAUCAUGGUACAGUUUAACAUAAGAAAGCCUUCACUGAUCACUCUUUUUUUUUUUUUUUUUUUUUUUUUUUGAGACAGAGUCUCACUCUUGCCCAGGCUGGAGUGCACCACCACGCCUGGCUAAUUUUUGUAUUUUCAGUAGAGACAGGUUUCACCAUGUUGUUCAGGCUGGUCUUGAACUCCUGACCUCAGGUGAUCCACCUGCCUUGCCCUCCCAAAGUGCUAGGAUUACAGGCAUGAGCCACUACAUCCAGCCCACUGAUCACUCUUCUGCUUAUAGAAUAUCAGAAGUCAUUCUAGAGACAAAUUUGAAUUGUGGAAAAAUCACUUUUUCUUAAUGAUUGUUUUUGGUGUAGACGUUUUUAUUGUGUAGGUUAGUUUAAUGAAUACAUAAAGACUACCAAUACCAUUCUGUCUUUAUUCCGUGGCAUCUGUGGAAUAACCCUGCUAAUGUAACAUGUGAGAAAGCCUUUAGUCAUGGCACCCACUCUAUCAGUUGUCCCCACCAUCCCCCGCCCUCCUCCCUGUGAGACUACUGGGCCAAAGGCUCACUACCCCUGUGCGUUGUCCGGCACACAGACACUAUUGUGCAUUAUUUGUACAUAAGGAUAGUCACAUCUACCUGAGACUGCUAUUGUGGAAAUUAAAUGUUUGGUACAUGUAAAGUCUUUGAAAGUGUAACUGGAAUAUUGUAUAAGUUCAAUAAAUAUUAACUGUUGUUUUUAUGCUCAUUACUACCAUUUGUGUUGCCAUUAGUGAAUUUUUUACAAGGAAACCCCCUGUGGGUGCAAUGAGUCUGGAAAAGACCAUUGAGCCUUCUAGAAGAAAACAUUGAGAGAUUAUUGUCACAACCGUGGGUUACGCAAUGAUUUCUUAGUACACAAAACACAGCAAACAAAACGUUGUUACACUUCAUCGAAAGUACAAAGUUCUGUUCAUCAAAUGAUGCUGGUAAGAUAGGGGAAAGACAAGAAACAGGACUGGAAGAAGAUAUUUGCUCUACAGUACACCUGACAAAGGAACUCUCAUAGAAAAUAUAAAGAAUCCCUCAAGUUGAAAAAAAAAAAUCAAUUUAAAGGGGAGAAAACUUAAGCACGUCUCAACAGAAGAUCACCAAAUGGCCAAUAAGUGAAAGUGUAUUCAAUGUCAUUGCUCCUCAAGGAACUGUAGAGUAAAACUACAAUAUGCCGCCACUCUAGACAGUCACCAGGAUGAUUAGAUUAAAAUCACAGUAACAAGGUCGGUUUCUGAUGUCUCACCACAAAGAAGGAUAAGGGAGCGGGGUGAUGGAUAUGUUAAUUAGCUUGAUUUAAUCAUUCCACAUUGUAUACACGUAUCAGAACGUCACCUUGUACUCCAUCAAUAUAAUGCAAUUAUUAUUUGUCAAAUAUUAAUAAAGAAAAUCAAAGAUGA